This is a messenger RNA of Dichomitus squalens LYAD-421 SS1, 1086 nucleotides long. RefSeq lists its product as uncharacterized. The transcript is spliced from 2 exons. NCBI's taxonomy places the organism in Eukaryota, Fungi, Basidiomycota, Agaricomycetes, Polyporales, Polyporaceae. The record is from RefSeq and is a predicted model, not a curated record. The coding region runs from base 4 to 1086 and encodes 360 amino acids.
GUCAUGCAUCCCUCUUUACCUUCUCUGGACUGCUUCACGGGCUCUACAUAUCAUAACCCCUCCGGUACCUUCUAUGAUGACGGCACCUCGUAUGACGCCCUCAUGGGUCAUACUCCUGACCGUGUCGAUGAGCUUGCCUUUCCGAUGUGGGACCUUCCCAAUGGAGACUCGGGGUAUGUUGGACCAUCGCCGUAUACAGCCGGAGAGCUGUACGAAGCCUCCAUCGGUAGCCAGUUCCCAUAUCCCGGCACGAACGACUCUGGUCUUGCGCCGUCACCCUCAUCGCUCACUACGCCGUUCUCCGUGGAUAAGCCCAACGGUCACAUGGGAAACUCCUUUCAUAGCGUCACCACGCAUCCAGUUCCGCAUGGAUAUAUCCCUACCUCUAGUACUCAGACUAGCGCGUAUGGUUCAUUUAUGCCCCAUCAGGCGAUCGCACCCUCCCCGUUCAAAAACACCGGCUCGAUAGCGACCGCACUAUGCGUCGCACCACUCCUGGUUCAACCGCCCAUGCACCCUGAGUACGACCUCGCACCAGCGAUAGACGAACACUCGAGUCGCGCAGUGUCCCAUUGCGCUCGGUGCACCCGCUCAUCCUCGCGCGCAGAUCACACCGCGGUCUCCUAUACCUCCAAACCCUCGCCUUCCCCCAGGCCGUACCCCCAAACAUCAUCCCAGUUAAUCGCUUCUCGGCGCCGCAACGUGCCUGCUUCUGCGCUCGCCGCGAUCCCUCCCUCCUCGUUUACCCCCACCAAUCCUUGGCAGUGCCCAUACUGCGAGUACGUCCAGCGCAACCGCCGCACUCCCGAUCUCAAGCGCCACAUCCAAACGCACACGCGCGGGGCGGCCGUCGCGGCCUGGGUGUGCUGCGGGGUGCCGAUCGAAGACGCGCUGGAGGCCGGCGUGCCCGCUGAGGUCGUACGCGCGGCGCCGAUCUUCGACUUCGAGGGCGUGCUGAUGAUUGGAGGCUGCAGGAAGACGUUCAGCCGGCGCGAUGCGCUCACGCGCCAUUUGCGCAAUGAGAAGGGCAGGUGCUUUGGGGAUUCGAACGCGGCGUACCAGCCUGGGAAUAGGCUGGAAGACUGA